AUGAGGAGCGAGAUGUCUGAGAUGGUCAGGUUUGAUGAAUCUACAGACAAGGAGAACUACGAUCCAUGUAUUAAGGAGUUUACGCCAACGAAGUCGAAACCUGCCAAGAGGUACAGUGCGUUGAAGGAGAUAGCAGAAAAGAGCGAACGAAGAGAGAGGAAGGAAGAGAAGCAUACUGAGGAGCGGGAGAUGGAUGUGUUUUUCUUGACAUUUCCUGGAUCACCAUUUAAGUCCAGGAGCAUGCGUGAGCUAUGA
Molecule: messenger RNA, 255 nt
Organism: Ordospora colligata OC4
Lineage: Eukaryota; Fungi; Microsporidia; Ordosporidae
Exons: 1
Coding region: 1-255 (84 amino acids)
Source: RefSeq, a predicted model, not a curated record